Bombina bombina (fire-bellied toad) is the source of this 5738-nucleotide messenger RNA. It is a transcript of the gene ARHGEF7, whose product is annotated as Rho guanine nucleotide exchange factor 7. The record is from RefSeq and is a predicted model, not a curated record. Gene Ontology annotation, biological process: intracellular signal transduction. Gene Ontology annotation, molecular function: protein binding; guanyl-nucleotide exchange factor activity. Bases 274 to 2859 code for a protein of 861 amino acids. NCBI's taxonomy places the organism in Eukaryota, Metazoa, Chordata, Amphibia, Anura, Bombinatoridae. The transcript is spliced from 22 exons.
AGGAAUAGAAGGAGGAGGAGGGGGACGGGGAGCGGACCUGCUGCAUUUCCUACAGCAAAGGAAGCGUCAUCAUCUGCAUCUACCCGGGGAAGGAGGGAUCAGGACUCAGGAGCUACCCGGGCUCAAAUGUGAAGCCACAGAAGAGCAAAAUAAACAGCAUAGCCAUCCACAAAAGGGGGGAAGGGGCCACACCAUAGGGAAUAUUGCAUUUGCUCCCCCGACCCCCCUUCCCCCGAAUCCUGCAGACCCUGGCUGUGUGUGCAUUGCUGAGCUAUGAAUUCAGCAGAACAGACCGUAACAUGGCUCAUAACCCUGGGGGUGCUGGAGUCGCCCAAGAAAACCAUCUCGGACCCGGAGGGCUUCCUGCAGGCGUCCCUGAAGGAUGGGGUGGUGCUGUGCAGGUUGCUGGAAAGGUUGCUCCCUGGCUCAAUAGACAAGGUGUACCCCGAGCCGCGGAGUGAGAGCGAGUGCCUGGGAAACAUCAGGGAAUUCCUCAGAGGCUGCUGCAACUUCAAUUUGGAGACUUUUGAUGCCAAUGAUCUAUACCAAGGCCAGAACUUCCACAAGGUGUUGAACUCUCUUGUUCUUCUGAAUAAAGUUACAGCGGAUAUUGGCCUGGGGAGUGAUUCUGUUUGUGCCCGUACAUCUUCUCACCGGAUAAAGUCUUUUGAUUCCCUUGGGUCACAGUCAGGCAUCAGUCGUUCUUCAAAAUUGUUGCAGGGUCAAUACAGAAGUUUGGAUAUGACAGAUAACAGCAACCAUCACAUAGUAGUGAAGGCAAAGUUUAAUUUUCAGCAAACCAAUGAAGAUGAGCUUUCCUUCUCCAAAGGAGACAUAAUACACGUGACGCGGCUUGAGGAUGGUGGCUGGUGGGAGGGUACGCACAGUGGGAAAACAGGAUGGUUUCCAAGCAACUACGUCAAAGAAUUAAAGUCUUCCGAAAAGCCAGUGUCUCCAAAGUCUGCCACCCUGAAGAGUCCUCCAAAGGGAUUUGACACAUCAGCAAUAAACAAAAGCUACUACAAUGUGGUGCUACAAAACAUUUUAGAAACAGAAAAUGAAUAUUCUAAAGAAAUCCAGAAUAUGCUCUCCAAUUAUCUGCGUCAUUUACAAACCAGUGAAAAGUUGAGUCCCACAAGUACGUCUUAUUUAAUGGGUAACUUGGAAGAGAUCUGUACUUUCCAGCAGAUACUUGUUCAGUCAUUAGAGGAAUGUACAAAGUUACCAGAAGGGCAGCAAAGGGUUGGAGGAUGUUUUAUGAGUUUAAUGCAACAAAUGAAGAAUCUGUAUCUUGCUUAUUGUGCCAACCAUCCUUCAGCAGUCAAUGUCCUGACACAGCACAGUGAGGAGCUUGGGGAGUUCAUGGAGAUGAAAGGUGCCAAUAGCCCUGGAAUUCUUGUGCUAACAACGGGUUUGAGUAAGCCAUUUAUGCGUCUGGACAAAUACCCAACAUUGCUAAAAGAGUUGGAGCGGCACAUGGAGGACUAUCAUCCUGAUCGUCAAGAUAUCCAAAAAUCUAUGACUGCUUUCAAGAACCUUUCGGCACAAUGUCAAGAAGUUAGAAAAAGAAAGGAACUGGAAUUGCAGAUUCUAACAGAGGCCAUUCGAGGAUGGGAGGGAGAAGAUAUCAAAACUUUGGGUCCCGUUAUAUACAUGUCUCAGGUUAUGAUACAGAGUGCUGGAAAUGAGGAAAAGAAUGAGAGAUACCUCCUGCUUUUUCCCAAUGUAUUAUUAAUGCUGUCCGCCAGCCCAAGGAUGAGUGGUUUUAUAUACCAGGGCAAACUUCCAUUGACCGGUAUGUGUGUCACAAGACUUGAAGAUAAUGAAAAUCAGAAAAAUGCUUAUGAAAUAAGCGGUAACCUCAUUGAAAGAAUAAUAGUGUCAUGCAAUAACCAGCAAGAUCUUCAAGAAUGGGUGGAUCACCUGCAUAAGCAGACUAAAUUCAUCACUUUAAUGAACCCUUCAAUCAAACCUCAUUCUGUUCCAUGUCAUACUCUUCCUUCUCAUCCUGUCACCCCAUCAAGCAAGCAUUCAGACUGCAAACCUGCACCUCUAACUCCUGCCUAUCACACGCUCCCGCACCUUUCGCACCACGGAACGCCUCACAGUACCAUAAGCUGGAGUCCAUUGGAGCCACCUAAAACCUCCAAACCCUGGAGUUUGAGUUGUUUAAGGCCUGCGCCUCCACUUCGUCCCUCUGCUGCAUUAUGUUACAAAGAGGACCUCAGUAAGAGCCCCAAAACCAUGAAAAAGUUACUUCCCAAGCGAAAACCAGAACGGAAACCGUCAGAUGAGGAAUUUGCACUAAGGAAAAGUACAGCUGCUCUAGAGGAAGAUGCUCAGAUUCUAAAGGUGAUUGAAGCCUACUGUACAAGUGCCAAAACACGGCAAACAUUAAAUUCUACAUGGCAAGGCACUGACCUGAUGCAUAAUCACGUGUUGGCUGAUGAUGACCAAUCAAGUCUAGACUCCUUGGGUCGUCGAAGUAGCCUUUCUCGUUUGGAGCCUUCAGACCUCUCCGAAGACUCUGACUAUGACAGUAUAUGGACAGCCCAUAGUUACAGAAUGGGGUCUACUUCUCGUUCUCGUAAAGAAUCAGCACCUCAAGUAUUACUUCCAGAAGAAGAGAAAAUCAUUGUAGAGGAAACAAAGAGUAAUGGUCAAACUGUUAUAGAGGAAAGGAGCCUUGUUGACACAGUGUAUGCAUUAAAGGAUGAAGUUCAGGAGUUAAAACAGGAUGGAAAAAAGAUGAAGAAAUCUCUAGAAGAGGAACAGAGAGCACGCAAGGAACUUGAGAAGCUCAUCAGGAAAGUCCUAAAAAACAUGAAUGAUCCAUCUUGGGAUGAAACCAAUUUAUAAUGGUGUAAACCUUGUCUUCUUUAAGAUCAAGUGGCAAAACCUUGGACCUGCUGUGGUCCAUGUGGCAGGAGCACUAUUAAAUCAGAUUUAACUGGAUUAUAAUAAUGACUCUCAGUUGCACUGUACUGAAACCCCGUAUAGCUGACCGUCUACAGGAAACUUUCACCAACUGCAAGUGUGAAUCUCACAGAUUUUGAACAGUACCAAUGUAUUCAGAUUUCAACUAUACACAUUUCUUACCUCAUUUUUCAGACAGAGCAGUUGUAACUGAAAGUGCUUUUCCACUGACUUUUUAAAAGACUAUAGAUAUAUAUUUCUUUUUGUAUAUAGUAUUCUGAAUUCAUUAUGUAAAAGGCACUUGGGGCUUACUCACAUUUAUACCUGUUUUUUUUUUAAUUUUACAUAAUUUGUCAUGUAUACAUGUACAUAUUUCUAAACAGUCUACCUAAAAUGACUAGUGACAGGAGACAAAAAAAUUACAUCUCACAUGCUUUUAAAUUAAUAAAUAAAUAAUAAAAAAUGACACGUAAGGCCAUGUAUUUAAGUAAUUUAAUUGCCUUAUUUAUAAACAUGCAAAUAGCAUAAGGUUGUAAACAACGGGCUAAAACAAAGCAUGGAAACCUGGAGCCAUUUUAAUGUAAGACGUUUUUUUCUAACAACUGUGAUAUUUGUUUAUACAUAUCUAUUUAUUAAUAUCUUUCCUAACACUAAUAUGGAAUAUUUUUGUUGGGCAACUAAAGGUGUAAAUAUCUACCUGCUUUUUUCAGUGUUCAUUUAUUGCUUUUUGCAAAAACAUACUGACUGAUCACUGCUACUAAUGAAAUUAUACAGUAUAAUUGAAUUGACUGUCUGCAUUUUACUUUUUUAUUAAUUAACAGUAAGAUCAUUUUACUUUUAUAUAGAGGUGUAUUCAGAUGCUGUAUUUGAUCAUGUUACCUCACUUGUGUGGCUUAACUAUUCAUAUGAGGUCAUCUUGCCACACCUUUAUUGACAAUCCACUGAUAUCGACUUGCCGAUGUAAUAUACAGGACACAAAUUUUGCAAAUGAUUUAUAGGGAACACUCACUUUUUUAAAUGAACUGUGAACAUUUUAGUAUAUAAUUUAGGGUUUUCUCUCAGGAUAUAUUUCAUGUAGGCCUCAACGGCAGGAUUUCCCAAUGUUUUUAUAUUACAGUAUGUGACAAUAGAUGUCAUCACAUGUCCUAUAUCUAAUAUGACUGGGGAACUUUGUCCCAUAAAAAAAAAAAAAUAUUCACAAUAUGCUGGGAAACUCUAAGCCCUAUAGGUGCAGGUAAUACUACUUGGGUAUUUUAUUUUUGUAUCUAAAGUAGAGUUCUGCCAUUUGAAUUUCUUUUUUCUGUCUAAGCCCAUGUGAGUACCAAGGAUUCAAGUGGUUGUUUGCAAGGGUUCUGUUGUUCUUAUGUUUGCUUGGUAUUUGGCAGCACCAUUUUGCUCCAUUGUUAGCCUUUCCAUUUUCUAUAUGCACUAAUGGUAUUUUUUUUUUCUUCCUGCUUUGAAAUAUUUAAAAGUAAUUAUUGGAAAAAAAAUGGUUAAUUAUAGCUUGAUCUGGGUUGAAGAGGCUACCACAGAAGUUAUUCUUAGAUUGGAAUGUCAAUUACCAUGGCAAUAAUUAUUUUUGAUUAACAUAUUAAUAUUACAUUUAAAAUACAGGGCUGUAAUUGUUUUACCAUUUUCAUUCCCAGUUAUAUUUGUGCUUAUAUGUUAUUUUCCCUUGUGGUAUAUUGUGUAGAUUUCACAUUCCAUUGUUAAUGAAAACAGAGGGAACGAGAAAGUGGCAAGGUAAAGCUAAGGAACGUAGGUAGCAAAAGAAUGCUAAUCAUUAUAUGGCUGGAAAUGAACUUUUGCAGCAUAUCUCUAUAUUACAGUUUUGGUUUUUAUUCCUUAAAAAAAUGAUUUUAUUAUUUGUUAAAACAGCAGUUAUCAAUUGGGGACUUUCUAUUUUGUAUGGUUUAGUGAUACUGUAUAAAUCUUGUAAAUAGAAGGAAAAUGUAACAUUUUACAUUAUGUGACUCGGAGAAAUGGUAGAAAUAUUCUUAACAAGCUUGUGUAUUUUCUUUUAAUCAUUAUUCUGAUAUAAUACUGAUUGUGGCACUAGCACAACACUAUGAAAUCAAAUUGAUGAACUGCAGCUUGAUAAGUAAGCUAUCAAUUAUAAUUUACAGAAAAAAACCCAUAUAACUGCUUGUCUCUGCCCAAAUUGGUGAUAAUCUAAAAAUUCCUCUAAUAGGUAGCAAUGUGGGCACUUUGUCAAUAAGCCCAGGCAUGCUGAAAACAUACUUUGCGUAUCAACUUCGGCAAGCAUACCAUUGUUCACCACCUCUGCUUUGGGGGAGAGAUAUAAAGUAUAUUAAAGUGGUACAGACUGCUUGUAACAUAGUUGUCUGUAAGCAAUGAGGAUACUAAGCCAUUUCUUGGGUUUACAUAGGUACAGCAGUUUUGUCUUUAGUUCUGUUGUGUUGCAUGGCAAAUUAGUAUGUGGGCUUGUCUCGUUAAAUUGCAUGUUUCCUCCCACCCAGUGAAACUUGGGAUUUGCCAUUUAAUAGCAACAGUCUAUUCAGAGCUUCUCUUUAGGAAAAUCAACUGAGUGUGGUAAUCUUCCAUACUAGAGAACCUUAUACAUUUCAGUCUAUGCUAAAACUGACAUUUAUGUAAAUGUCCAUAAGGCGUCAAACUGCACUGAUAUGUAGAAUGCUGGGGAGCAGUAAUGUUAAUAUAUUUGCAGUAAUAAAGUAAUACUUUUUUUAAUAUGCAGACGGGCUUUAUGAUGCCUCAUUAUUGACCACUACAAUAUUUGUAUUAUGUCCAUGUAAAUAAACAUUUAUUUUAUUGCUACAAAAUAAAUGUCUCACUUUAUAGAA